This is a messenger RNA of Candoia aspera, 582 nucleotides long. Its product is annotated as vitelline membrane outer layer protein 1-like. Bases 1 to 582 code for a protein of 193 amino acids. The record is from RefSeq and is a predicted model, not a curated record. The transcript has 3 exons. Lineage: Eukaryota; Metazoa; Chordata; Lepidosauria; Squamata; Candoiidae.
AUGGAGCUUUCCAUCUGCAUUGUAGUCUUCCUGAUCCCCUCCUGCUGUCUCAGGGAUGAAGACGAACGAGUUUACAACUCUGUCAUCUCUGUGAACAAUGGAGGACCUUGGGGCUAUUGGGGAAGAAAAGAUUUCUGUCUAAAUGGUUAUGCUUCUGGUUUUGUAUUGAAGGUAGAGCCAUAUCAAGGUGGCAGACGCCACGAAGAUGACACAGCCCUGAAUGGCAUACGCCUGUUCUGUGAUACUGAUCAUACGUUUAUUUCAUCUUCUGUUGGGAAGUGGGGCUCCUGGUCUGAGAUAAGGUAUUGCAGAGACAAAUCCAAACUGGUGGCUUUCUCUCUAAGAGUUGAAAGACCCCAGGGACCAUUAGAUGAUACAGCAGCCAACAACAUUCAGUUCAUGUGUAGUAAUGAAGAAAUAUUGGUAGGCAACUCCCUUGAGUGGGGGGAAUUUGGUUCAUGGAGUUCCUCCUGCCCUUCUAAAAGUUUUAUAUGUGGACUCCAGACAAAGGUGGAUAUCGCACAAGGAUUAGAUGAUGACACAGCACUGAAUGAUGUGAGGUUUUUCUGCUGUGGUAAAUGA